AUGGAGACGUUCUCUGUGAUUCCUUCACCAAAAGUUUCCGAUACGGUCGUGGAGCCAUACAAUGCCGUUCUGAGCUUCCACCAGCUCGUGGAGAACUCCGACGAGUCCUUCCUCUUGGAUAACGAGGCACUUUAUGACAUCUGCUUCCGCACUUUGAAGCUUACGACACCUACCUACGGUGACUUGAACCACCUGGUGUCUGCAGCCAUGAGUGGCGUCACGUGCUGUUUGCGCUUCCCGGGGCAGCUGAACUGCGACCUGCGCAAGAUCGCCGUGAACCUGGUGCCCUUCCCGCGGCUGCACUUCUUCAUGACGGGCUUCGCCCCUCUGACCUCCCGGGGCUCGCAGCAGUACCGGGCUCUGACAGUUCCGGAGCUGACACAGCAGAUGUUUGAUGCGAAGAACAUGAUGUGUGCGGCCGAUCCACGUCAUGGUCGCUACUUGACGGCGGCAGCACUGUUCCGUGGCCGAAUGUCCACGAAAGAGGUGGAUGAGCAAAUGCUCAACGUCCAGAACAAGAACUCAUCGUACUUCGUCGAGUGGAUCCCGAACAACAUCAAGGCAUCCGUCUGUGACAUCCCGCCGAAAGGGUUGAAGAUGGCAGUGGCCUUUGCAGGCAACUCCACGGCCAUCCAGGAGAUGUUCAAGAGGGUUGCAGAGUACUUCACCGCGAUGUUCCGGCGCAAGGCCUUCCUGCAUUGGUACACAGGUGAGGGCAUGGAUGAGAUGGAGUUCACCGAGGCCGAGUCUAACAUGAAUGACCUCGUCUCUGAGUAUCAGCAGUACCAGGAUGCGACUGCUGAGGAAGAAGGGGAGUUCGACGAGGAGGAGGGAGAGUAUGACGGAUGA
This is a messenger RNA of Symbiodinium sp. CCMP2592, 849 nucleotides long. NCBI's taxonomy places the organism in Eukaryota, Dinophyceae, Suessiales, Symbiodiniaceae. The record is from the annotation of a GenBank genome assembly.